AUGGACUACGAUGCCAAGAGAGUGGAAGAAGGCUUGGGCCAUGUUCACAAAGAAGAUAUCAGCGAGAAAGCAGAUAAGAUCGAGAAAGAUGAGAGUAGCGCAACACCAGCCCAGUCGGUGGAACAGAAGGGGGAGGAGCAGCCUCUUAUAAAGCAGAAAAGCAAGAGGGUGGCAACCUUGGAUGCGUUCAGAGGCCUCACCAUAGUGCUGAUGAUAUUGGUGGACGAUGCUGGGGGAUCAUAUGCGCGUAUUGAUCACUCACCGUGGAAUGGGUGCACACUGGCAGACUUUGUGAUGCCAUUUUUUCUCUUCAUUGUAGGGGUCGCAGUCGCCCUUGCUCUCAAGAAAAUUCCGAGGAUAAGUCUAGCAGUCAAGAAGAUUUCCCUAAGGACACUGAAGCUUCUUUUCUGGGGAAUUCUUUUGCAAGGAGGAUACUCUCAUGCCCCUGAUGAUCUGUCUUAUGGAGUUGACAUGAAGCAUAUCCGAUGGUUCGGCAUCCUCCAGGUCUUCCCUUUACCUUUGUUUACUGGAAAGUCCAUCCCAAGUUCAAGUUUAUCUGGAUUCCUUCAGAGAAUUGCAGUAGUGUACUUUGUUGUGGCUCUCAUAGAGACACUAACCACCAAGCGCAGACCAACUGUCAUAGACUCUGGACAUUUCUCCAUUUUGUCAGCAUAUAAAUGGCAAUGGAUUGGGGGAUUUGUGGCAUUUCUUAUUUACAUGAUCACAACGUAUGCACUAUAUGUUCCAGACUGGAGUUUUGUGAUAGACCAGGAUCACGAAGCAAAGAGAUACACAGUAAAAUGUGGGAUGAGAGGACACUUGGGACCUGCAUGCAAUGCAGUUGGUUACGUCGAUAGACAAGUAUGGGGCAUUAAUCAUCUCUACUCGCAGCCUGUUUGGACGCGCUUGAAGGCUUGCACUCUUAGUUCUCCAAACUCUGGCCCUUUUCGUGAGGACGCUCCAAGUUGGUGCUAUGCUCCAUUUGAGCCUGAAGGCCUGUUGAGUACAAUUUCAGCUAUCCUCUCAGGCACCAUCGGCAUCCAUUACGGACAUGUUUUGAUUCAUUUUAAGGUUAUAAACUUCAGAUUACGAAUAACAGGUCACGCUGAAAGGCUCAAGCAAUGGGUUUCAAUGGGAAUUGUCUUGCUUAUUGUAGCCAUCAUUCUUCAUUUUACAGAUGCUAUUCCCAUCAACAAACAGCUCUAUAGCUUCAGCUAUGUUUGUUUCACAGCGGGUGCAGCUGGAAUUGUACUCUCUGCAUUCUAUUUAGUGAUUGAUGUUUGGGGAUUUCGGACACCAUUCUUAUUCCUAGAGUGGAUUGGAAUGAAUGCAAUGCUAGUGUUUGUGAUGGCAGCUCAGGGUAUCUUCGCCGCAUUCAUAAAUGGAUGGUAUUUUGAAAGUUCGGAUAACUCACUGAUGUAA
Molecule: messenger RNA, 1422 nt
Organism: Vitis vinifera (wine grape)
Lineage: Eukaryota; Viridiplantae; Streptophyta; Magnoliopsida; Vitales; Vitaceae
Exons: 13
Coding region: 1-1422 (473 amino acids)
Source: RefSeq, a predicted model, not a curated record